CUCUUCGCGCCAAAUACGAAACCAAAAUGGCUGUCUACGUGGAUUUGACUAAGUGGCAGCAAGCCGAUGUAGCUGAUAGAUGUCAUUAUAUGCCCUGUAUAAUAAAGUACAGCGGUGAAACAAAUGCUGAAAAGUAUUUUGAAACAACUAUUCAAGAGGAUGACGACAAAAAGGAGCUCUCAGCAUCUUUUCGAGGCCGUCCCUUAAAUGGUAAAAUUUUGACACCUCCUCCUGGAUAUGAAAGUAUGAUUGUAAAAGAGAAAAAAGUACCACUGUCUGAAGAAGAAGAUAGACAAUUUUCUAUUGUUGCCAGAGUUCCUCAGUUUACGUAUUGGAAUCUUGAUAAACCUAUUACAGAAGAAGACAAACUUGCUAAGGCUUUAGUUUUUACAGAAAUAGCUCGUGAGCUCCAUCAACGAGAAGAGGUGGAGGAAGAUGAUGAAUGUAAAAAUGAUGGCAGUAGUAGUAAAGAUUGAUAGUUUGCAGUUUAAAAAGCAAGAUAAAGAACAAUGCAGUUUAACAUCAAUUGCAGCACUGCAACUAAAUUUGACUCUAAAAUGAUUGCUCAUUGUCUUCUGUGUACAUAGAAAAAACCCCAGUUUUUAUAUCUUUGUUUAUUAAUGUAUUGUGUAUGUGUCUGUCUGUAUAUUUAUAUAUAAUGUAAGGGUGCACCUUUUGAUGCAAGUCUGAUGAAGUGCCACUCCAAUGUAAUUAACUGCACAUUUUGCAUAACGUUUCAAAUGAAAUUAUUUAUGUGCAAUGAUGUUAGAAAUGAAGUGGUACCAAAACAAUUGUAACUAAUAAUAAAGAAGUGCUAAAUCCA
Messenger RNA from Octopus sinensis (East Asian common octopus), 823 nucleotides. RefSeq names its product ribonuclease H2 subunit C. NCBI's taxonomy places the organism in Eukaryota, Metazoa, Mollusca, Cephalopoda, Octopoda, Octopodidae. The record is from RefSeq and is a predicted model, not a curated record. Gene Ontology annotation, cellular component: ribonuclease H2 complex. Bases 27 to 476 code for a protein of 149 amino acids. The transcript has 4 exons. Gene Ontology annotation, biological process: RNA catabolic process.